Molecule: messenger RNA, 1713 nt
Organism: Xenopus tropicalis (tropical clawed frog)
Lineage: Eukaryota; Metazoa; Chordata; Amphibia; Anura; Pipidae
Gene: alg12
Product: ALG12, alpha-1,6-mannosyltransferase
Cellular component (GO): endoplasmic reticulum membrane
Molecular function (GO): dol-P-Man:Man(7)GlcNAc(2)-PP-Dol alpha-1,6-mannosyltransferase activity; glycosyltransferase activity
Source: RefSeq, marked provisional
AAGGAAUCAUUUCGUACUUCGCUCACACACCGACCCGCAGCUCCCACAUCAGCCUCUCAACCUGAGCCGCAGGAAUGGGUAGGAGCUGCAGUUUUUCUGCGACUCAGUAACGGUAGCGAGCAGGCUAAAGGGCUUGUGUUCUUACGCGGGUCCUGCUCCGGCCGCUUCAUUGCCUUUGACCUCCGCGCGGAGGCGUGGCUUCCCAGCAAACAUGGCUUCCAAGAAGCUGAGGGGGAGACAGACUUUGCUGUUGCUUCUUCUAGUAUGUGUGGCUGCUGUGCAUUUAAUGGCCUGUCCAUUCACUAAGGUGGAGGAGAGUUUCAAUCUGCAAGCCACUCAUGAUAUCCUUUACCACGCACUUGAUCUGGAUAAGUACGAUCAUCAUGACUUCCCGGGGGUGGUGCCAAGGACGUUCCUCGGGCCGCUCUUCCUUUCUGCCCUGAGCGCCCCCGCGGUGUGCUUGCUCUCUGUCUUGGAAGUGUCAAAGUUCUACUCUCAGCUGAUUGUGAGAGGAUCGUUGGGAGUGACUGUUAUAUUUGCACUCUGGACCCUGCAGAAAGAAGUUCAUAAGCAGUUUGGAUCAACAGUGUCUACAUUAUUUUGCUUGAUAACAGCCACUCAGUUUCAUUUCAUGUUUUACUGCACUCGAACCCUUCCAAACAUUUUUGCAGUCCCAUUUGUACUCUUUGCUGUUACAUCUUGGAUAAAGAAGGAACAUGGUCAGUUUAUAUGGCUGUCUGCCCUUGCCAUUAUUGUAUUUAGGUCUGAGCUGUGUAUAUUCCUUGGACUCUUACUACUCGUGGCACUUUUAAGGAAAAAUAUAAGUGUCUUGAAGAUCCUUUUGCAUGCAGUCCCAGCUGGAUUUCUUUGGCUGGGAAUAACAGUUGUUGUUGACUCCUAUUUUUGGAAACGUCUACUUUGGCCUGAAGGAGAAGUACUGUGGUACAACACAAUUUUAAAUAAAAGCUCAGACUGGGGUACAUCACCCUUCCUGUGGUACUUUUACUCAGCAAUACCACGAGCUUUAGCAUUUAGCUGUUUCUUUUUACCUGUUGGUCUUCAAGACAAGAGGACCCAUAUUCUGAUUGCACCAGUUAUAGGAUUUAUAUUUUUGUAUUCUUUCCUUCCUCACAAAGAAUUACGAUUUAUAAUUUACACAUUUCCUGUUUUAAAUAUAGUGGUGUCUAGAGGAUGUGCAUACUUGAUCAAUAACUAUAACAAAUCCUGGAUAUUUAAAGCUGGGUCUUUCUGCGUUGUAGCACAUAUCCUGGCAAAUGCGACUUACUCUGGUACUUCACUGUAUGUGUCACAUUUCAACUAUCCUGGUGGUGCAGCAAUGCAAGCACUGCAUACCCUUCUCCAUCCUUCAACAGAUGUGUCUGUACAUAUAGAUGUUGCAGCAGCACAGACAGGCGUUUCAAGAUUUUUUGAAAUCCACCCUCACUGGAGGUACGACAAAAGGGAAGACAUUUUGCCAGGAGAUGAAAAUAUGAUGCACUAUUCCCACAUUAUAAUGGAAUCUGUGGCUUCACAUUUAAGUCUCUACAGAGCUACUCAUAAAGUUUUAUCAACCAUACCUGCAAUGAGUGGAAUUGGAUUGAACCUCACUGCCCUUCCUCCUGUAUAUAUUAAGUUAACAGAAAAACUAAUUAUAUUAGAAAAACUUCCACAAGCCUAUUAAUGUUUGUAUACAAUAAAUUUAUUUUGUAUGGA